Messenger RNA from Anastrepha ludens (Mexican fruit fly), 767 nucleotides. RefSeq lists its product as uncharacterized. Lineage: Eukaryota; Metazoa; Arthropoda; Insecta; Diptera; Tephritidae. The coding region runs from base 36 to 437 and encodes 133 amino acids. The record is from RefSeq and is a predicted model, not a curated record. The transcript has 2 exons.
GCAACACUGGCAACGUCACGCGUUCGUUGAACAAAAUGUUGACAAUCUGUUGCUCAUCACUAGCAAAUCAUACGCAACAUAAAAAUUUUCACUGCGCAAUUGAGAUGGAGGAGGAAAACAUAAAGCUAAGCUUUACUGAAACCAAGUUGUUGGUCAGGUGUCGAUUGGAUAUGGAAGAUGAGUUUGUAAGUGGGAGGAAAAGGAAAUCUGUUCUUUUGGGCAAAGUUCUGGAUAAAAUGAAAACUGAUGCUCUAGAUCUCAGCCCUACAAGAGAUCAAUUACAGAAGACAUUUUUAAAUGUGGUCGCAACCUACAAAAGAAUUAAAAAGAGAAACAAGUGUACAGGACGAGAUGCCACAAAUUGGAAAUUGUUUAAUGAAUUCGACGAAGUUUAUAGCAGUAUACAUUCCAUUUCUCCUCCAUCUCAAAAUCUGUAGAGUUCCCCGGAUAUUCCUUGCAACGAAAUUAUACAAGAUAAUGGAGAAGUUCAUGAAUGUCCAGGCAACAAUCAUCAAUCCGACAUUGAUUCUGAUGGGGAAACUGAUCACAGUCUCUAUAUAAUUAUAGAGAGAAGGAUGUAAAUGUUCGUAAUAAACAACGUAAAAUACCAGGAACCGAGUUACUGGAGUUUUUGAAAAAAGAGGCUGAUAUUACCAUUCAAAAAAACUGAUCUGAGUAAUUUUCAAAGACUUAUUAGUAUUGAAUACUUAUUUUUUGAAUGAAGUAAUUUUUUUUUGUUUUAGUAUUAAGUAUUUUAUUUACGUAAA